Messenger RNA from Lactuca virosa, 861 nucleotides. The record is from the annotation of a GenBank genome assembly. NCBI's taxonomy places the organism in Eukaryota, Viridiplantae, Streptophyta, Magnoliopsida, Asterales, Asteraceae.
AGUUUGGACCACUCGCAAGUCACAACCUUUUCUUCUCCAAAGUCCCAACUUAGAACCCCGGAAUAAUGGGGUCACUGGGUGGUGGUGGCUUUGGCCAUAAUGGAAUUUGGGGAAUGCGCCCUUUUGAUUCUCAAAAUGGAGACAAAGGAAGAAGGAAAUCACCCAAAUCAUCAGGAUCAUCUCCGGCUUCCCCAGAAGCCGGUGGUCGUUUCCCUGUGAAACAAGCAGCGACGGCCGCUGCUCUUGCCCUAACCGGUGACACUAUUGCUCAGGUUCGCGAGAGAUGGGUCAAAAAUAAAGCUCUCCAAAAUCAACAUCCUUCCGAUUCUCAUGAGGAUUUGACAUGGAGUCUUAUGGACCAUAAUUGGCUUCGAGCUCUCAGAAUGGCGUCUUAUGGGUUCCUUCUUUAUGGACCUGGCUCUUAUGUCUGGUACCAGUAUCUUGAUCGUUGCAUGCCAAAACAAACAGCACAGAAUGUAGUAAUAAAGGUAGUAUUGAAUCAAAUUGUCCUUGGUCCAUGUGUAAUUGCUGUUGUGUUUGCAUGGAAUAAUCUGUGGCUAGGGAAACUUGCAGAGCUUCCAAAUAAGUAUCAGAAAGACGCUCUUAAAACAUUACUUUUUGGAUUCAGAUUCUGGAUUCCUGUCAGCGUGAUUAAUUUCUGGGCGAUUCCUCUUCAAGCACGUGUUGCUUUCAUGUCCAUGAAUUCCAUAUUCUGGAAUUUCUACUUGUCUUCGACUAUGAGCAAGUGAACUUCUGCCCCUUUUAUUUUAUUUUUUAUUUUUUAAUUUCCCUUGGAGACAUGUUUUUUGUAAGCACGUGAUUGGGCCAUUUUUGAAGCAAGGUAACUUUGAUAUUCCGGAU